UCUGAGAGGAGGAGGAGGAUGAUAUAUGAUUGGCCGGGCAGGGACUGGUAGUCCGGAGCUUGGCACCGAGGCUGGCGCUGUUCCCCGUGUUCAUGUUUACACCUUUGCGGACCGAGACGAGACCAAACACCCGGUGGAGUUCCAGUCUUUACCUGACACCACCUACCCACGGCACUGUUUUAUUUUAUUUUAUUGUAUUUUAUUUUCGUGUAUGGGUGCAAAGCAACUUUUUCUUUGCUGGGGAAUUGGACCCCAUCGUUUAAUUUGAUUUCUUCCUUCAACGCAGUGAUGCGUCAAACUUUUCUGUGACUUUGGUCGCAGCUCUGCGCAGCGCGGCUCGAGCAGAGGGAGCUGAGAACCUGGAAUUUCCUGGACAUUUUUUUUUAUUAUUCUUACAUCUGAGGACCUUUAAAAAAAACUUUGCUGACAGAAUUAAUGUCCCUUCAGUCUUUUCCUAGAGAUCCACCCGCUUUUUUGCGAUUGGAUGCGUUUUAAACACUGUUGUUUGCAUCAUCGGUCAAGAUUAGUCUGAGUGUUUACCAGAACACUAGAGCAUAUCUAAAUACUUUUAGUUACUGGUGUUUAAAUCCUCCCCGUGGUAAAGACUGUCCUGGACAGGAGGAGCGGCGCGCCGCGGCGGCGUCCCCGGGAAAGAUGCGCUCUCCGCGGACGCAGCGGGAUCAAGAACCCGCUCAUCUGCUGCUGCUUCUCCUCCUCGUCGGGGGAUAUGCUGCUUCUGACACUGAAAGCAGCGACUACAGCGAGACCGAAGUGCUUCCUGACUCGUUCCCCUCGGCGCCGGCGGAGCCUCUACCCGAAUUCCUGCUAGAGCCGGAGGACGCUUUCAUCGUAAAGAACCGGCCGGUCCAGCUGCGCUGCCGGGCGUCGCCGGCCACCCAGAUCUACUUCAAAUGUAACGGAGAAUGGGUCAAUCAGAACGAUCACAUCACCAGAGAGAGCCUGGACCAGAUCACAGGCCUGGUGGUGCGGGAGGUGGAUAUCUCGGUGUCGCGGACCCAGGUGGAGGAGCUGUUCGGGCUGGAGGACUUCUGGUGCCAGUGUGUGGCCUGGAGCUCGGCCGGAACCACCAAGAGCAACCGGGCCUACGUCCGAAUAGCAUAUCUGAGGAAGAACUUUGAGCAGGAGCCCCUGGGGAGGGAGGUGCGGCUGGAGCAGGAGGUGCUGCUGCAGUGUCGGCCCCCGGAGGGCAUGCCCGCUGCCGAGGUGGACUGGCUGAAGAACGAGGAUGUCAUAGAUCCGUCGCAGGACUCCAAUUUCCUGAUCACAAUUGAUCAUAAUCUGAUCAUCAAGCAGGCCAGACUCUCAGACACGGCCAACUACACGUGUGUGGCUCGAAAUGUGGUCGCCAAAAGACGCAGCAGCACGGCUACUCUCAUUGUUUAUGUGAGUGGAGGCUGGUCUUCGUGGACUGAAUGGUCAGAGUGUAACGCUCGGUGUGGGCGGGGCUGGCAGCGCCGGACGCGCAGCUGCACCAAUCCCGCCCCUCUGAAUGGAGGAGCCUUCUGCGACGGCCCGCCGGUGCAGAGAGUAACCUGCACCACACUGUGCCCAGUGGACGGAGGCUGGACAGAGUGGGCAAAGUGGUCCGCCUGCGGGACAGAGUGCACCCACUGGCGCAGCCGUGAGUGCCAAAACCCCCCGCCCGUAAAUGGUGGAAAACACUGCAGUGGCAGCAUGAUGGAGAGCAAAAAUUGCACUGAGGGGCUGUGCGCGAGAAAUAAAAAGAUCUCUAUUGAACAUGCAAGCCAUCCCCUGGCUCCAGGUAUGGGGGUAGCGGUCUACGCCGGCCUGGUGGUGGCCUUGCUGCUCAGCGUGGUCAUGGCUCUGUGCGUGGGAGUGCUGGCGUAUCGUCGAAGAUGCCGCCAUCUCCACGGAGACAUCACUGAUUCUUCAUCUGCUCUCACGGCCGCUUUCCACCCUGGCAACUACAAGCCUCCCAGACAGGAUAACCCUCACCCUCCUCAGCAUCCCUCCGCUCCGCCGGAUCUCACAGCGACCGCGGGAACUUUCCGCGGCCCGGUCUUCUCCCUGCAUCAGGGCGUCAACGACAGUCCCCACAAAAUCCCCAUGACCAACUCGCCCCUGCUGGACCCGCUUCCCAGCCUCAAAAUCAAGGUGUACAAUUCGGCCACUCUCUCCUCCCUGGAGCUGCCGGCUGACAUGGGCACGUGCGACGGGGAGAUCCUCAGCCUGAAAUCAGUUGGUACCGUGAGCAGAGAGCGGGAGUACCACAGCCACACCCUGUCCAGAGAGCCGGGGCUGAGCACCAGCGCCACCCUGGGAAACCUGGGAGGACGCCUUGCCAUCCCCAAUACAGGUGUGAGUUUGCUGGUCCCGCCCGGCACCAUCCCCCAGGGAAAGUUCUACGAGAUGUACCUCAUUAUCAACAAGUGGGACAAAACAACGUUGCCGUCUGAGGGCAGUCAGACCGUACUAAGUCCUGUAGUGAGCUGUGGUCCGUCUGGCAUGCUGCUGAACCGUCCUGUGGUCCUCACUUUGCCCCAUUGUGCCCAGCUGGACACGCCUACUCCUGACUGGACCCUCACACUCAAGACACAAACACACCAGGGGGCGUGGGAGGAGGUGCUCACAGUAGGGGAGGAGACUUUGUCGUCUCCGUGUUACCUGCAGCUGGAAGAGGAAUGUUCUCACGUCCUCAUGGAGCAGCUGGGAACGUAUGGCCUUGUGGGCCAGUCCUGCCCUCCGCAGCCGGCCUGUAAACGUCUGCAGCUCGCCCUGUUCGCCCCACGGGCACCGUGCCUCUCCCUGGACUACAGUCUCCGCAUCUACUGCAUCCAUGACACUCCACAUGCCCUCAAGGAGGUGCUGGACUUGGAGAGGAGUCUAGGUGGAGUUUUGCUAGAAGAUCCCAAGCCGCUACUUUUCAAAGACAGCUACCACAAUCUCCGUCUGUCCAUCCACGACAUUCCUCACACUCACUGGAGAAGCAAACUUCUGGCCAAGUACCAGGAGAUACCAUUUUAUCACAUUUGGAGCGGGAGUCAGAGGCCCCUGCACUGCACCUUCAGCCUGGAGAGAAGCAGCCUGGCGGUGUCGCAGCUCGCCUGUAAGAUCUGCGUCCGGCAGGUGGAAGGCGAGGGACAGAUAUUCCAGCUGUAUACGGACAUCCAGGAGACUCUGCCACCGCACUCGCCCCUCCCCUCGGGAGGCAGCUGCCUACCUUCCUCUCAAGUGGGGCCUUAUGCCUUUCGUCUGCCUAACUCCAUCCGCCAGAAGAUCUGUGCCAGUUUGGACGUGCCCAGCGCUCGAGGCUGUGACUGGAGGCUACUGGCUCGAAGUCUCGGCUUUGACAGGUAUUUGAACUACUUUGCCACAAAGCCCAGCCCCACAGGUGUUCUCCUGGACUUAUGGGAAGCGUGUCACCAAGGUGACGCAGACCUGGUCUCUCUGGCGACUGCACUAGAGGAGAUGGGUAAAAGUGAGGUUCUAGUUGUCAUGACAACAGACGGGGAUUGUUGAUUCGUUGCGGAACAAAAGGAGCAAGCAAGAAGUGUUUUUCCACCAUAGCGAUGAAAAUAAGGAUACCUGCCUUUGAAUAUGCACAUCCUGGUACAAACCUUUCAAGCACGGAGCAUUUUUGGUUGCGUCACCUGUAUCGUGUCACCUCUGCCUCAUCUCCUUUGCUGACCCAUGAUCAGCCGCUGUAACUACAUAUCAGCUGGGAUCCACUCCCGUGCGGGCCAUCCAGCUGCGGACCCGAUUCAGCUUGAAGUCUUGAAAACAAUGUUGCAUCUGCAAGACAUGAAACCGAUUUUGAAUGCACCAAGGUGUAAAAUUGGUAGAAACCCAUCUGGCGAAUGUGGUGUCAACUAUUUUCACAAACUGAAAAUUACAUUCUUGUGUAUUAAUAAAAGUGCUUUAGAAGAAAUGGGGGAAAAAAUGAAUAAAAAUCAUGCAUUCAACACAAUAAAGCACACACUAUAGCACAGCCCCAAAACGUGGACGUACCCAUAAUUCAGUAGCAGCAUGAAGGUGCAAGAUUCAACACCAUCCCACCUCAUGGCAGGGACUUCUGUUUUCGUUCUGCAGUGAAGGACAGGCGGUAGCAGACUGCCUGCAGCCUCUGAUGGCUAAGCACACACUCCAGAAUGCACACGGACGAAGUGGAAAACACAGCCGAGGAUUUCUUGUCUAAUUGCUUUGUGUAAGGAUUGAGCCCUCAAGGUUUGAGUCAUAUCGCUUUUGGCUGUAUUGGCGGCAUCUCCUUUGUGGUAGGAGAUUGCAUUGCAAAGUUUGUUUUUAGAAUUGGCAGAUAACUAGACUGACUCUUUAUAUUGUACCAACAAAUGCCUCAAAGCCUUGGCAUAUCGUUCUGACUCACAGGGGUGUUUCUCUUUCAUCUCUCCUUGCAUUCCUGUAUCGCUCUGCCACACUCCUAUCUGCUGAGAAUAAACUGCAUCAUCCCUUAAAGUUUCCUUUGGGGAACGCUCUUUAAUCUAUUAUCCAUAUUUGUGGAUUGCUUUUUUUUCUCCCCUCCCUUUCUCAGUCGACAUUAUGAUCCUGUGUUAUCGUUUGUGCUUAUUUAGGCCACUGAGCUGCUGUGUAUUAUUGUUGAUCCAAGUAGAUCAGCAGGCCAAACGGGAAGGUUAGGUGAACACUUGAUGUCUCUGUUGUGAAUAACAAAAUCAUGUUCAUGUUAUUUUUAAUACCUGAUGAUCUUUAAAAAAUGUAAAAUAUAAAUGAUAAGUCAAAAUGAGGGAGGAUCCUGAUGAAUUAACUGUAAGGUGUUUUGGGAGAAUGUUGCUUGGCUGUAACUGAAGAAUGUUUCCACUGUUAAGAGAUGAUUAUAGAAUAAAUUAACCUUAUCUUGAAUCAACGGGGCAGCAAGGGGCCAUAUACAGUAAUUUACCUCAACAAAAGCUGAAUUAUGUCGCAAUCUGUCCACCGCUUAUGUCAGUCUCUCUGUGUCCCUUUGCUCAGAUUGAAGACAUGUUGGUCUUUUUACUGAACCGCCUGCUUUGUGGUCAGGGUCCUCAAGCUGUUUGCAUAAUCAGUUCGUUUGUUAUGUUUGUUUCUUUUUAAGUUGGGAAUGAAUUUCUAUCAUCUACACCAUCAUUAUUACUUCUAUUCUGUGUUGAGUCUUUUUUCCCCCUCAAGGCAAAAAAACAACAAAAAAACAGAAGUGUUCAUAUCUUUAAGACAACAUAAACCAAAACACUGUCAGUAUCCCUCCUCUUCGGCAGUGAGUCAUGUCACUGUUUUGUGUGAAUGAGCUGCACAAGUGUGUGUGCUUGUGUGAGUGAAUGGGUAUGUGUGGGCAGGUGGCUGUGUGCAUACAGUACAAUAUGUACACAAUCUGAAGAUCUGUCAUCUCUCUUUGUAAGUGCUAUGCAAGUACAAAAGAAAAGUGAAGCAUCUCCACUUCUUUUGUUUCCUGGAAGAGUAAUUCUAUUUUUUCAGAUCAGGACAUUGACAGGGUUUUGAUUUUGUAUCCUAAAUUGGGUUAAGAGUGGUUCAACAUUCUCAGAGAUGCUGGUCUCUGUGGGAAUUCUCCAUCUUGGACAGGAAGAGUUCAAUCGCUCUCCAAUGAAGCUACAAAAUGCUGAAAACAAAAACAAAGUGGUGCAGUGGCGUCAGCACAAGCCAUGACUGACAUCUUGAACCCAUGCCCUGCAGGUCUUUGCCAUAAAGAAAUACCUGAAUGCAACCAGUUCAGUAUGUUGGACCGCUGAACUCUGCAGGACAUUUCUCUCUUCUCCGUUUUUGUUACAGAGACUGGCUUGUUCUAGACUACAGUGUUGUAUUCGUCCAGAUUUUAUGAGUGUCUGCUGGAUCUGUGACCAUAUUGCUGGGUAAAUCAUGACGGGGCUGUACUGGAUUUGAACCCGCUCCCUUCAAAGAGAUAAACUCAGCCUUUGUUCAGGAAGGAAGACAUUUUUACAUGAAACAUAAUGGAUUCAGUGACAUUAUAGUGUCUCUGUAAAGUACCAAUUGUAAGUAAAUGUCUAGCCUUCUUACC
Molecule: messenger RNA, 6001 nt
Organism: Cololabis saira (Pacific saury)
Lineage: Eukaryota; Metazoa; Chordata; Actinopteri; Beloniformes; Belonidae
Gene: unc5b
Product: unc-5 netrin receptor B
Exons: 17
Coding region: 655-3501 (948 amino acids)
Biological process (GO): anterior/posterior axon guidance; netrin-activated signaling pathway
Cellular component (GO): membrane
Molecular function (GO): protein binding; netrin receptor activity
Source: RefSeq, a predicted model, not a curated record